CCCUGGAAACACGGUAAAGCAGACAUCCAAAAGUUUUUUUUUUUUUUUUUAAAUCGCCCCUAUUGGCAAUGAGCCUUCUGUGGCUGUUCUGCUGCCCGCCACUGCCGUCAUCCAUCGUGCGCAAGCUGGCCUUCCACCCGCCGGCACCGACGUACCGCGUGGAGCAGACCUCGGUGGGGCUUCGCUUCGUGCCGCGAGUCCUCGUGGACUCGGUGCAGCUGUGGCGGGUGCAGCCCUUCUUCGUGCCAACCAGGUGCGGCUCGCAGCUGGCCUGCGUGUACCUGCGAUGCGCCGUGGCGCCGCGCUUCACGCUGCUCAUGUCACAGGGCAACAGCGAGGACCUGGGGCUGGUGGUGGGCUGGUACCUAAAGCUCGGCUGCUACCUGGGCUGCGACGUGGUGGGCUACGACUACUCCGGGUACGGCGCCAGCUCGGGACGGCCCUCCGAGAGGGGAAUGUACGCCGACGCGACCGCCGUGUGGCAUGCCCUGGUCGACAGGCACCACGUACCCCCGGAGAAGGUGGUGCUGUAUGGCUACAGUCUGGGCACGGCGCCGACCAUCCACCUGGCGGCGCGACACAAGAGCGUCGCCGGUGUUGUGCUGCAGGCGCCCUUCACGUCGGCGCUGCGCCUUGUGUGCCCGGGUGUGCGGCGCACCUGGUGCUGCGAUGCCUUCAACAACAUCGACCGCGUGGGCGAGGUACACGCGCCUGUGCUCGUGGUGCACGGCAUACGUGACGACGUGGUCGAGUGGCGGCACGGCAUCGAGAUCCUCUCACGCUGCGCCAACCCUGUGGAGCCACUGUGGCUGGAGGGCGGGGACCACUACAACCUGUCGCGACACGAGCAGCUGUGGGCGCGCCUCGGGAGCUUUCUGGCCGAGCUGGAGGCCGCGUCGCCAUCACUAGGCCCUUCUUCGGCCGACGAGAGACGUUCGAGUGCCCCUUCCACAACAGUUCCAGUGUAGUACUAUCAUAACUAAUGAAAAGUCAUUUAUGUUCUUUACAUUAUAACCAUACAACAAAUAAAUGAUAAAUUAAAUCACUAU
This is a messenger RNA of Bacillus rossius redtenbacheri, 1049 nucleotides long. RefSeq names its product alpha/beta hydrolase domain-containing protein 17B-like. Gene Ontology annotation, cellular component: endosome membrane; plasma membrane. NCBI's taxonomy places the organism in Eukaryota, Metazoa, Arthropoda, Insecta, Phasmatodea, Bacillidae. The transcript has a single exon. Gene Ontology annotation, molecular function: palmitoyl-(protein) hydrolase activity. Gene Ontology annotation, biological process: protein depalmitoylation. The record is from RefSeq and is a predicted model, not a curated record. The coding region runs from base 69 to 968 and encodes 299 amino acids.